Ipomoea triloba (trilobed morning glory) is the source of this 1504-nucleotide messenger RNA. Its product is annotated as cell division protein FtsZ homolog 1, chloroplastic. The record is from RefSeq and is a predicted model, not a curated record. Gene Ontology annotation, molecular function: GTPase activity; GTP binding. Gene Ontology annotation, biological process: microtubule-based process; cell division; chloroplast fission. Gene Ontology annotation, cellular component: chloroplast; cytoplasm; cell division site. Lineage: Eukaryota; Viridiplantae; Streptophyta; Magnoliopsida; Solanales; Convolvulaceae. The coding region runs from base 80 to 1354 and encodes 424 amino acids. The transcript is spliced from 6 exons.
AAAACAAUUUUUUGUUUUCUUUUCCACAUUUUCCAUCUCCAUUUUCAAGAAACCCAACCGAGACAGAGCAUUUUCGGGAAUGGCGAUGUUAGGAUUCGCAAACCCCGCAGAGCUAUCAGCGGCGUCGCCGUCUUCUUCAGCUUCCCUAGGGUUUUAUCAGAAGAAGGCUCCGUCUUCCUUCAUCCCCAGGCAAUGCAUUUCAUCUGGAUAUGCGUCUCGAAGAAAGAGCCUUUUCCACCAGCGCCGUUUCUCCGUUCGCUGCUCUUUCAUCCCCAUGGACUCCGCCAAGAUUAAGGUCGUCGGAGUUGGCGGCGGCGGCAACAAUGCCGUUAACCGCAUGAUUGGCAGCGGCUUACAGGGAGUUGAUUUUUAUGCCAUUAACACAGAUGCCCAAGCACUACUGCAGUCAGCUGCUCAGAACCCGAUUCAAAUUGGAGAGCUUCUUACUCGUGGACUAGGUACUGGUGGCAAUCCUAAUCUGGGAGAACAAGCAGCGGACGAAUCAAAGGAAGCCAUUGCUAAUGCUCUUAAGGGUUCAGAUAUGGUGUUUAUAACAGCUGGAAUGGGUGGAGGUACAGGUUCCGGGGCUGCACCUGUUGUUGCCCAAAUUUCAAAGGAGGCCGGUUAUCUAACUGUUGGUGUAGUUACUUACCCAUUCAGCUUUGAAGGACGCAAAAGAUCCCUACAGGCUUUGGAAGCAAUUGAAAAACUUCAGAAAAAUGUCGAUACUCUUAUAGUGAUUCCAAAUGAUCGUCUGCUCGACAUUGCUGACGAGCAGACACCUCUUCAGGAUGCUUUCCUUCUUGCUGAUGAUGUGCUUCGUCAAGGCGUCCAAGGAAUAUCUGAUAUUAUCACGAUACCUGGGCUUGUAAAUGUGGAUUUUGCUGAUGUAAAAGCAGUCAUGAAAGACUCGGGAACUGCAAUGCUUGGAGUCGGAGUGUCAUCUAGCAAGAAUCGCGCUGAAGAAGCAGCAGAACAAGCAACUUUGGCCCCUUUAAUUGGAUCUUCUAUCCAGUCUGCCACUGGAGUAGUUUAUAACAUUACAGGAGGGAAAGAUAUAACUCUGCAAGAAGUCAACAGGGUCUCUCAGGUUGUUACAAGUUUGGCUGAUCCAUCUGCUAACAUUAUAUUUGGAGCUGUGGUGGAUGAACGGUACAACGGAGAGAUCCACGUGACAAUAAUUGCCACCGGUUUCACGCAGUCGUUUCAGAGAACUCUUCUUGACCCUAGGGGAGCAAAGGCCGCGGAUAAAGGGACAGGAAGCCAAGAAAACGCGGGAUCACUGGUAACCCCAAGGACAUCUACCUCACAGUCAACAAAUUCACAGCCAUCUUUUAGGAAGCUAUUCUUCUAGCCAUUUUUGGUUUUGGUUUCUUCUCGUGUCUUUAAUUGGUCCAUUGUUUUUGCUUCAUUAAUCCUUAGGGUUGAUGUUUUGAUAUUUGCAUGUGGUUGUAAGAUGCUAAUGAUUUAUAUUACCAGAUGUGCAUUUCUUUUUAAUUCAGUA